Molecule: messenger RNA, 576 nt
Organism: Marasmius oreades (fairy-ring Marasmius)
Lineage: Eukaryota; Fungi; Basidiomycota; Agaricomycetes; Agaricales; Marasmiaceae
Exons: 5
Coding region: 1-576 (191 amino acids)
Source: RefSeq, a predicted model, not a curated record
AUGCGUGCCUACUAUCGCAACCCAAGUAACAACUCGUCGGACUUGCUUCAGCCGCAGGAUUCUGGUCGCCCAGUCUCGGAAGAGAGGCUGCGUGCGCUGGGAUUCAAGUUCUACAACGUCGAAGGAAAGACCGAAGACGAAACCUUGGAAUCGUUCAGACAGCUGGCCAAGAACAUCGGCUUUGACGGCGAUGAAAUCAGGUUUGAUUUCAGGAAGCCAACGAUUUCUGGGAUUCCAGGACUACCUGAGAUGACAUCAAAAGAUAUGUUGGAAUACUUUACGACAGGAUCGUUGUUUUUGUUUGAUGGUGUGGCGUUUUACAAAACAUGGAACGGGUUUUUCGACUUUAAAGAGCCCGAGACAGGAGAAUACGUCCGGAUGGUGUUUAAGGAAUCAGAGGUUUUGGCGUUCCCCAAGGGAGUGCUAUUCGAAGUUCAUGCCAGUUUGGAGAAUGCGGUAUAUGUCAAGUUCAAGACGCCUUCUCCGUUGGAUGGAGGAUUGUAUGUCAAAGGGGAAGAUCUGGAAAAUCAGCCAGUGAGAAAGGAGUAUUUGAAUAGCAUCAGUACGGUUGCUUGA